Talaromyces amestolkiae is the source of this 4308-nucleotide messenger RNA. RefSeq lists its product as uncharacterized. NCBI's taxonomy places the organism in Eukaryota, Fungi, Ascomycota, Eurotiomycetes, Eurotiales, Trichocomaceae. The record is from RefSeq and is a predicted model, not a curated record. The transcript is spliced from 3 exons. The coding region runs from base 1 to 4308 and encodes 1435 amino acids.
AUGCGUCUCCAACUCACGAUCCUCCGCCAUGGUCUUCCAGCGACCCGAAUUCUCUGGACCGUUGGCUCUGACCGUCCUCUCAACGCGACAUACGGCAACGAAGGAUGUACGAUUGCUCAGUUGCUAGAAGAAGUCAACGAGGUCGUGCCAUUGGAGACUUCCGUCGACGCAGUUGGCGAGAAUGAAGACACAGGCGGUCAGUGGGGAUUAGAGGAUUAUGUUGUCGAGGUUAAUGGAUUCGAGUGCUUGCAUUUUCUGUCUGUGGAUGCGUUGUUGAGGGAGGGCGAUGAGGUUGUGAUUCGCGCACUUGGUGUUGGAGACAUACGCGCAAGAAGACUCUCCGGCCGUCUGCAAGUUUCGACAGAUGGGAGACGAUUGAUCGAUGGCGUUUCAUUUGGUAGACCUUAUCUUCAAAGAUCGUUUUCGUCCAGACCGCCGAUUCGAAUUCCGCCACGAAAGAGACGUCGUACGACACUAGGAUGGACCGGAAACCUCGAGGACGAGCAGACAGAUACCCAACUGGCGCUAUAUGACGAUGCCUCAGUAAUGGUCUCCGAGUCCGGCACUGUUAUCAGACACCCGCGAACACUUUUUGAAAAUGAUGGCGAUGGAGACCAUGACGAAGACGAAAGCGACAUGGAUUAUGAGGAAGACCCCGAGGAGCUGGCGGAAGAGCUCAAGUCGUUGAGAGACGAAGCACAUACCGACGUUCCAUUCUUCGAUACUCCCGAUUUCAAGCGUUUCCGUGCAGGGCGCCUGUCGCGAAUGGCGCAUCGGGGUCCUUUGCCAAGCAGCAGCCCAGCUCGCCCAUCAGUUGUAUCAACACCACGUACGAAUCUUACCAAAGGUGUCGAUGGAGAAGCUUCGGUCAAGUCGACCAAGAGUGUUCAUUUCGAGGCCGACAUUUCGAAUUUCGAGAGUCAGUUGUCCGACAGCGUGUCUGAUACAGACGAGGAUGUGGAGUUAGAAGCCUCCAGUGACACCGAUGACAGCAGCGCAGAGUCAAGCGACGAGGACUUUUCAGCUGAGGAAUCUGAUCUCGACGACUCCUCGGCGUCCGAGGAUUCGGAUCUGGAGUCCGACUCUGAGUCGGAAGAAGAAGAUCUUCCACGAAAGAAAAUGUCCAAAGCCAUUGACGUGUUCACUCCUCCAGGCGAAGGCAACAGAAAAACCAGAAAUAGCAACCGGCGCAAGAAGCUUCGAUCUCGACUAGCUAAAUUGAAAAGCCUAGGGGAACUCCCCCCAGAAGCCAAUUUUGACGAUCUGAAAAAAUGGCAGGCGGRGAAUGGCAAAGCGCCUCUGACGGAGGUCAUAGAUCUUGGAGGAAAGCGUGAGGCUAGAACGAAAGAGCAGUCAGAAAUCGAGAUCAGGAGACAGCAGUUGCUCCGAGAUUUGGCGUCUGGUGGAGUCGACGUUGACGGCCAUUCUGAGAAAGAAAACAUUCCGCCACGUUACAGAAAUGGGAAGCAGAAGGAUAUACAGGAAUCGCCAGAAAAGAUCAAUGGUAGUCCGGCUACUACUGUCACAUUGGAGGCAGUGGCCGAGACCACUGACGAGCUAGAGAAAACGAGUCCGACUGACCUCAAGAGACGGAAGCUUGACCUUUCGAGCACCAAACGCCUUCUUUUCGGAUCCCUAGGUGUUCGAACUCCUAAAACCAAAGAGGAUGAAGAGGCGCUGCGUAAAAAGCUGGAUGUCUCACGCACUAAGCCUGUUGCGCCGGAGAAAACCACAGAACUUACCCAGGCUGAGACUGAGAAAGAGGUUGACGAGAAUUGGCAAGAGAAGAUCGUUCUUAGUGCAACGGAAUGUUUUUACGAUGAUAUCGAACUCACAGCUCCUCCAUUUCCUUUCGAACAGCGAUGGGAUGCCGAUGCAAACUAUGCUAUUCGGCAGCGCAAGAAUAACAACAACAAAAAGAACAAGAAGCGCAAACAACGUGACUGGCAGCAAGAUGAAGCGUACGAGAGCUACCAAGACACUACACUAAACGAAAACGAAGCGGAUGGAGGCACUACGUUGAAUUACGACGAUCCACCUGUAUCAGCUCAAGAGGAGAAGAUUAUACAAAAAGAAAAUCAGGAGGUCAAUGUGAAUGGCGAUGCGGACGACUUGCCCGAACUGCCAAGCGAUGUCACUGCGUUGCCUGUCAUGACCGACAAUGAAGUCAAAGUUGGCUCCAUCAUCGCCUUUAAACAUUUACUCAUGUCCAAGGCGACGAAUUGGCAGCCGCAGAUCUCCGAUUACAAGGUUGCCCGGAUUGAUAAGAUUUAUGACAAUGGUACUUUUGACAUGAUCCUUGCAAAACGUGAUCGUGAAGUUUAUGAGCAAACUGAGGUGGACGAAGACGGCGUGCGCGAAUAUUCUGGCUUCGAGAUGCCAGACGACGAGCAUGAUGUCGAGGAUGACGGUCUUCGAAGCGUAACGUUUGCAGAUCUAUUAGAACCAAAGAUGAUCAAGGCGGCUGUUGUGAAGGAAUCCGACCAGAGUCAACAGGAAGAGGGGUUGACGAAUGGAAAGGAUGAAACAAGCCUAUUAAACCAUCCUCCUACUCCAUCCGCUCCUGUCGUAUCUGCUGGUAGCAACGCAGCAUCCGUAGACGAAGUCGAAGUUCAAGACAAGGACGAACCCGAUCUACCGCCUCCCCUCGCAGCACCAUCAUCACAAACCCGACUCAAAAUGUCACACAUGAUCCACGACGCGGGCUUUCGAUCCACAAUCGACUCUGAGCUGGAAAAAGAGCCGGUCGUGCUAGAAACAUUCGACGAUAAGUCGAGAGAAGACUCUGCAAUUGAGAUGCAGAGUAAAGCUGCAGCUGAUGAUAAGGGUGCAGAUUCGAAUAAUGAAGAAUUUGGGUCGAGUCCGCCUAAUGUUGAAGACCAGCAUGACGAGGUAGAAGAAAGCCAGGUGGUGGAUCAAGGGGAUGAUACGGCGAUGGAUGAUGUGGAUGAUGCUGGAUUUCAGAUGGAUGCCGACGAUGAUUUUGUCAUGGAUGAUCAAAAUAGUCAAGCUGGUGACUACUCGGAUGACGAUGUAUCCUUGCCUCGAAAUGAUACUGAAAAGAGGCAUGACAAUAAGUUACCUGCGGACGAGACAGCUGGUUCGAAGGCGGGGGAAACCCCAGAUUCGCAGCCCUCCCAACAAAAUGCGUUGCGAAUAGUGAAGCAGGAAUUAGGUCAGCAAAGAGCAGCUGAAAGAGAAGCAGAGAGGUCGUUUCAGAAUACUACAGUCCGAGGCAACACUCGAUCAUUCACCGAACCGGCUAUCCUCGAUGACGGGGCUUAUGGUGACGAAGAUGACGACGCGUCUGAAUAUGUCGAUGCAUAUUCCACUGUCUCUGAUACAUUCUACAAGCGGGACAUGGCUGCCAUGAAAAGGGAGAAAGCCAAAGCCAAAGCCACUUACGAAGAGGAGGACCGUCUUGUUGAGACGCCGUCUUUUAACAUGCCCAAAAGCAAUCAAGAAGCCAACAACGUCACUGAUUACACUCCGGGAUCGGUCGAAAAGAAGAAUACCAAUAACAAUAUCGAUUUCGAUCUAGGUUUUCUUGACGACAAUAGAGAAGAAAGUGAGGACUCGGAUGUUGAUUUUCCGGAUAUCGAGGUGUUGUGGGCUUCUACGGCGCCGACGCAAAGGGAGUUCUCGCCGAUUAAAAUGGAGUCGGAGACGGCGAGUCAUUUGCCAAAGUCGUCGGCUCGUCAGUCGAGUGAUAAUGAAUCGUCUCUCAAUGGGCCGAUUGAUAGUGCUGCGAAGGAUMCCCCCGCCGCACAACAGAAGCAGCCGGAGCCGAGCCAACAGCAGGCUGUUGGUGAAUCGAAUUCAAGAAGAGAUAUUGAAGAMCCCGCCAAUGACGAUAACAAAAAUAACGCCGAUAACGAAACACAAUCUCCCUCCCCCUUCGAUCCCGACCUCGACUUUGACGGCUCCCAACACGACACAAACGACAACGACAACGCCGACAUAAAUCUCGACAACAACGACUCCGACGAUCAAUACCAACMCUCCGCCGACAACAACAGUCACCCAGAGUUCCAGCCACAAGACCAACAAGAAGAGUCCCAAGACCACUCCAUCCCCAUGGUCGAUCUGACCGUCUCCAGCCCCUUAGUCUCACCAGACGACAGCGACGACGAAGAUUUCGCGAGAUCAAAGCGUCUUCCCAAGGGGCCGGGGUGGGUGAAGAAGAAUGUGCCUGAGACUAGAAGGCAGACGAGGUCGUCGGCGGGUGGAGCAAUUAUGUUGAGUUCGAGUGUGAGUCCGCAGCCGGCGCGGAGGAGGGGCGGGAGACUGGUUCAGUCUCAAUACUGA